AUGCCGCAGAACGAAUAUAUUGAACGUCAUCAAAAGCUUUACGGUAGGAGGCUCGACUAUGAAGAGCGGAAAAGAAAGCGCGAGGCUCGUGAACCACACAAGAGAGCUGAAAAGGCGCGUAAAUUGCGUGGUAUCAAAGCUAAGAUCUUCAAUAAAGAAAGGCGCAAUGAAAAGAUUCAGAUGAAAAAGAAAAUUAAAGCGCACGAGGAGAAAAAUGUUCGCCAAAAUACAGAGAAAGUUGCUGAAGGUGCAGUUCCUGUAUAUCUUCUUGACAGAGAUGUACAAUCACGUGCUAAAGUGUUGUCUAACAUGAUCAAACAGAAACGUAAAGAAAAAGCUGGCAAAUGGGAUGUACCUAUACCUAAAGUCAGAGCUCAAGCUGAUGCAGAAGUAUUCAAAGUUCUGAAGUCUGGUAAAUCCAAGAGGAAAGCUUGGAAACGUAUGGUUACAAAGGUCACAUUUGUAGGUGAAAACUUUACACGAAAACCGCCAAAAUUUGAAAGAUUUAUCAGGCCUAUGGCAUUGAGAUUCAAAAAAGCACAUGUCACCCAUCCUGAAUUAAAAGCAACAUUCUGUUUGCCCAUCAUCGGUGUAAAGAAGAAUCCUAGUUCCCAAAUGUACACGAGUCUUGGGGUUAUUACAAAGGGUACUGUGAUAGAAGUUAACAUUUCCGAGCUGGGUUUGGUGACGCAGGCUGGUAAAGUUGUAUGGGGAAAGUAUGCGCAAGUGACAAAUAAUCCUGAAAAUGAUGGAGUUAUCAAUGCUAUUUUAUUGGUG
This is a messenger RNA of Brenthis ino (lesser marbled fritillary), 777 nucleotides long. NCBI's taxonomy places the organism in Eukaryota, Metazoa, Arthropoda, Insecta, Lepidoptera, Nymphalidae. The record is from the annotation of a GenBank genome assembly.